Halichondria panicea is the source of this 650-nucleotide messenger RNA. Its product is annotated as protein lev-9-like. Bases 226 to 615 code for a protein of 129 amino acids. NCBI's taxonomy places the organism in Eukaryota, Metazoa, Porifera, Demospongiae, Suberitida, Halichondriidae. The transcript is spliced from 2 exons. The record is from RefSeq and is a predicted model, not a curated record.
UAUGAAACAUAUUGUACAGAGAUCGAAUGCCCUGCAUUGAAGGCUCCAGAGAACGGAUCUGUGGAUGAUGGAGACAAUCUGCCAGGAACCAUAGCAAAAUACACCUGUGACUACUACGGAUUCAGAUUGGUGGGAUCCAACAAGAGACUCUGUCAGAAGUACGGCAGCUGGGCUGGGGAGGCACCUAUCUGCGAACGUAAGACUACAAUUGCUUAAUAACUCAAUAUGUUUAAAACAUAUCGUACAGAGAUCGAAUGCCCUGCAUUGAAGGCUCCAGAGAACGGAUCUGUGGAUGAUGGAGACAAUCUGCCAGGAACCAUAGCAAAGUAUACCUGUGACUAUGGAUUCAAGUUGGUGGGAUCCAGCAAGAGACUCUGUCAGAAUUAUGGCAGCUGGGCUGGAGAGGCACCUAUCUGCGAACAGAUCGAAUGCCCUGCAUUGAAGGCUCCAGAGAACGGAUCUGUGGAUGAUGGAGACAAUCUGCCAGGAACCAUAGCAAAGUACACUUGUGACUAUGGAUUCAAGUUGGUAGGAUCCAGCAAGAGACUCUGUCAGAAUUAUGGCAGCUGGGCUGGGGAGGCACCUAUCUGCGAACGUAAGACUACAAUUGCUUAAUAACUGGAUGUGUUAUAAAACAUAUCAUACAGAGA